CUUUAAUUAACUAAGCGCCAAAAUUGAACUACAAAAAUCGACACUUUGUGAAAAAUUGGAAAUUUGGAUUGAAAAUUUAACCAAACAAGAAGAUACCGCUAAUUUUCUUCUUUUCUUCGUAUUCGCAAAACUUUCUUUUUUUUCCUUUUCUUUUGAGAGAUCAAAACUUUCUUCUUGUGUUAGUAAUGGAGGAUUUCGAGAAUUCAAGUAACAUUACGAGUAAAACUUCGUUUCCGCAUCAAAAGCUUCAAAUCGAUGAAUGGGUUGAGGUGAGGAAGGUUUCAUGGGAGGAUGGUUUUCAGGGAUCAUGGUUUUCUGGGACAGUUGUCCGUUGUGGGAAGCUGAAACGUCAUGUUAGAUAUGAUAAUAUUGUGAAUCAUGAUUUUGAUAAGUUGGGUUAUUUGGUGGAAAAAGUGUCUGUUUCAAGUGUUUUGGAUGGUGUUUUUGGUUCUUCAAGUAAACGGGGGGUGAUUCGGCCACCGCCUCCUUCGGUUGAGUUUGAUAAAUGUGAUCUUAAAUAUGGUAUGUGUGUUGAUGUUAAUUCUAUGGCUGCUUGGUGGGAAGGUGUUGUAUAUGAUCACUGUGAUGGAAUGGAGGAGAGGAGUGUGUUUUUCCCUGAUUCAGGCGAUGAAAAGAAGGUUCGAAUUAAGGACAUACGGAUUACUCAGGAUUGGGAUGAAGUUACGGAUAAGUGGGAGCGACGAGGGAAAUGGUUGUUCCUGGAAUUGAUUGAGGAGUGUGAGCGGGAGUCGUAUCUUCCAGUUUCGGUAAAGCAAAUUUGGUAUGAUGUACGAAAAAAGAAGGAAUUUUCCACGAUCGGUGAAUGGACAUUGAAUGUGAAGAAGGAUUUGUGGAGACAGAUGAUAAUGGAGGCAGUUGGUGACUACUUUGCUAUUACAGUAAAAGAAGUUUCCUCAGCCUUGAAACUUCCAGAGCUGAGAAUGGUGAAAUAAUUUAAGUUACAAUGCAAGGCUAAAAGGAGGCACCUCCUGACAUGCAAUGCAAUGAUAAGUUUCUCCUUCGAAGCAUAGUUGCUUGGCACAAAAGAUAUCACUCCAAAAAUGGUAAACACAAAAAUAAUCAGAAAACGGGUCUGUUUGGAUCGGUUUAUUUCAGUUUAUCUAGUCGUAUAAGCAUUUGUGAGAUUGUUUGAGACCUUAUGACAUGUCCAAAAGCUGUUUUUAAGUUUUCAGAGUUUAUGUACUAAUUGAUAUUUCAUGUCUAAAAGCUUUCUGGUGCUCAUUUAGAAUUUCUUUUACCUCAUGCAAAAGUGCUUAUUUAUAGUUGACUGAGGAGAGGAAUUAUGUUAUUUUUGGUUUUCUAACAGAUAUCUUGAACAGAUCGUAGGACAUGUUUAGUUUCAAAUUCUUAAUUCAGUUGAAUAUUAUCCAUAGGCUUAGUUCUGAUAUCAAUUUUGCAAAAUUUUCUUGUUCCUGUACUCUUAAUUCAUAUUACUCUUCCAGUCUUCCUCAUACCACUAUAGAUUGUUUAUUCUUCUCAGACUAUAUCAUUUUUUGAAUCAACAAUUUAGUCCUUCUAAUUAUUAUUAUUAUUGACCAAUUUGAUCUUUGAAAUUACCAAAAUUCCACACUGAAUCUUGGAAUUGACCUUACUUGUUUAGUUCUUUAGGUUUGGUCAGUUUAGUCUAAAAAUUAUAUCCUGGAGUUACAUCAAUUUUAUAGUCCAAAUUUUUUUCUUGGAUGAUGUAGACCCGAGAUUCUGAUGCAAGUAUUUUGUUCUUUUUCAAAAAAAAAAAAAAAAAAAAAAA
Medicago truncatula (barrel medic) is the source of this 1768-nucleotide messenger RNA. RefSeq lists its product as uncharacterized. The transcript has 3 exons. The coding region runs from base 186 to 953 and encodes 255 amino acids. NCBI's taxonomy places the organism in Eukaryota, Viridiplantae, Streptophyta, Magnoliopsida, Fabales, Fabaceae. The record is from RefSeq and is a predicted model, not a curated record.